Fonsecaea nubica is the source of this 489-nucleotide messenger RNA. RefSeq lists its product as hypothetical. The transcript has 2 exons. The record is from RefSeq and is a predicted model, not a curated record. The coding region runs from base 1 to 489 and encodes 162 amino acids. Lineage: Eukaryota; Fungi; Ascomycota; Eurotiomycetes; Chaetothyriales; Herpotrichiellaceae.
AUGCCUCACCCAGCAAUAUCAUCGACCAUAUGGCCGCCCACACCGAUCAGUCCGGCCGUCAAAGACCUGCUGGGACGAUUCUUCCACCUCGCCGACCAGAAAGACGACAAUGUCGGGACCGUGCUGGCUGAGGAGGUCUUUACGCCUGACGCGCGCUUCGUCACGGCUACUGGCGCCUUUGAGGGCAAGGAGCAAAUCGCAACCAGCCGCGCCGGCGCGUGGACCGUCGUGACCUUCCGCAAACACACCGUCGACAAGGUCUACGCCACCGGAGUGAACGUGGGUGGAGAGGGAGUCACCACGGACAUUGUCCUCACGGGCAAACUCGAGACGCGCACCGAGGACGGCGGCUCCGUCAGCACCGUCACGGACUUUGCGGCGAGAGUGGUUUUUGUAGGGGGAGACGACAAAAGUGGUGGGAGCGGCGCGGGGUGGAGGAUCAGGGAGUAUCGGGCGUGGAUUGGGCGGUCGGAGAGGUCCUCGGACUGA